ACACACACACUGACAGCAGGAUGGUGCUGCGACUGCUGAUGCGCUAUUUGGCCAACAAUGAGCAGCUAAUACAGCGCAUGGCCGACAGCUAUCCGAUGCGACGCGCUGCCCAGUUGGUUGUCUCGCUGAUGUAUCGCUCCAAGAGCCUGGCCAGGGAGCAGGGCCUGCACGAGAUGACGCCAGAGCGCUUUAAGUCGUUUGUGAACAUGUUUAAAAACAAUAUACGGCAGGAGCUGGAGGGCGUCAAACGGGAGCUGAAGAAUAAGAAAAAUAACUAAAUUAUUGUACAUUACAUUAUAUAUAUAUUUAUAGGCUAGCAACUUCAGGCACAUAAACAAAAUUUCAAGAGCAAACAAAACUUAUUGAAAUGUGGCAGCAUUUUACAACACUGACUGCACCCCGCACAGCGUUGCCAACUGUCUUG
Drosophila novamexicana is the source of this 424-nucleotide messenger RNA. Its product is annotated as protein NCBP2AS2 homolog. The record is from RefSeq and is a predicted model, not a curated record. NCBI's taxonomy places the organism in Eukaryota, Metazoa, Arthropoda, Insecta, Diptera, Drosophilidae. The coding region runs from base 21 to 278 and encodes 85 amino acids. The transcript is spliced from 2 exons.